Molecule: messenger RNA, 366 nt
Organism: Hirundo rustica (Barn swallow)
Lineage: Eukaryota; Metazoa; Chordata; Aves; Passeriformes; Hirundinidae
Gene: GNRH1
Product: gonadotropin releasing hormone 1
Exons: 3
Coding region: 1-282 (93 amino acids)
Biological process (GO): multicellular organism development
Cellular component (GO): extracellular region
Molecular function (GO): gonadotropin hormone-releasing hormone activity
Source: RefSeq, a predicted model, not a curated record
AUGGAGAAGCCCAGGAGGAUGGUGGCCACGGUCCUGCUGUGUGUGCUGGCCCUGGGGCUGUGCCUGGCUCAGCACUGGUCCUACGGCCUCCAGCCGGGGGGCAAGAGGAGCGCCCAGGUCCUGCUGGGACCCUUCCAGGAGAUCGCAAACGAGAUGGAAAAAUUACAGGAGGUGCAGCAGGGGGAGUGCCCAGGCUCGGGGCAGAGCUCCAGGAUCAGGGAUCUCAAGGAAGCCCUGAUGGAGAGGCUGGCGGAGGGAGAAGGCAGAAGAAAGGAGAUUUAACCCCAAAGCCAAACGGAGCCACAGAGACAGAGAGGUUCCAGAACCGUUGUUAAAAUAAAUCGGUUUUUGCUCGGAUCGAUGUGU